CAAUUCUAUGUUUUCAAGUACAUGCAUUGGUAUUAGUUUAUUCAAGUUUACAACAUGGUUGAUUGUACCCAUUAUCGGGCAAUCGCUUUCGCAACUUGUAAUGACUAAGUAUGGCAACAUUGCUGGGAUAUUAUCAGUGUUGCAUACCCUUAUAUAUAUUUCAUAGUCCGCAUAUGCAAAUGUUUAUUUUUUUACAGCUUAUCAUAUAAAAAGUACACAAAUGAGUUUACAUACGAAAAGUCGUUCAAAGAGUUCAAUUUAAAAAAUAAAAUUGUUUCAAAAGCGUAAAUGACUAGCGCCAGUUCUGAAAACAUUGGACAAUCCCCAUCUUCUGGAGCAACAGGAGAAGCUGUUAAUGUUGCAAUGGAUGAUCAAUCAGAGCGACUCGUCCUACCUCCAAUAAAUUUUGAAAACGAUCGUUUUCCUUACUGCAUCGUUUGGACUCCGAUACCUGUUCUCACUUGGUUGUUACCUAUGAUAGGUCAUAUGGGAAUAUGUACAUCCACAGGUAUCAUACGUGAUUUUGCGGGACCCUAUUAUGUAUCUGAGGACAAAAUGGGCUUUGGAAGACCGACAAGAUAUCUGCGUUUGAGUCCAAAAAAUGUUGCAGGUGGACCUGCUGAAUGGGAUGAAGCUGUAGCUAAAGCUUCAAUAUUAUAUGGAACCCGUAUGCAUAAUCUCUUUUGUGACAAUUGUCAUUCACAUGUAGCCACUGCCUUAUGUGGCAUGCGCUACAAUAGACAAACCAGUUGGAAUAUGGUAGUGCUAUGCCUUUGGAUAUUUGUUUGUGGCAGAUAUGUUGGUUUCGGGGGUUUUAUUAAAACAUGGCUACCGUUUGUAAUUUUCGUAUCGUUAUGUUCGUUCCUGGCAGUAUACCUUUAAGUUUAUUCAAAAGGACCUCGUUCGUAAACAUUGGUUAAGCUAAAGAAUUUGUGUGCAUAUAUAAUUAUGUAACAAAAUAUUAAAAGCGAAUGUUAAACUGUGCAAUGCUUUGAUAAAUAAAAUAUAGUUAUAGUAUUUUUUUUGUGAUUAAUAUAUGCAAGAUUAAUAGAGAUAAGAUGUAUAGCACUUUGUCCAGGUGUUCAGUUAUCUGUGAGUUUGUUGUUUGGUUAUAAAAUUGAUAAUUUCAAAGGAAAUAGCAUCUGAAACUCAUUUGCUAAAUGCUAAAAGUAAUAUAUGCUCUCUUAUCAAUGUCUAAUUGAAACGAUGUUUUUUUGAUUAUAUUAUUUUAUACACAUACAUAUAAAAAUUAAUAAAUACAAUUUUACUGGUGAUCGAUUAA
Molecule: messenger RNA, 1282 nt
Organism: Bactrocera oleae (olive fruit fly)
Lineage: Eukaryota; Metazoa; Arthropoda; Insecta; Diptera; Tephritidae
Source: RefSeq, a predicted model, not a curated record